AUGAGAGAAAGAAGAUCUAACGAUGAAUUUCGUUUGUUGGACAAUAGAAGACGAGCAAAAUCUCAUAAAGCUGAACGACAAAAUAAUGAAUUUAAAACUCAAGAAAAUGAAAGAAGAGCAGAAGCUCUUAAAAUUUCACGAGAAAAUGAUGAAUUUAAAAUAGAAGAUAAUAAAAGAAGAGCAGAAGCUCUUAAAAUUUCACGAGAAAGUAAUGAAUUUAAAAUAGAAGAUAAUAAAAGAAGAGCCGAAGCUCAUAAAACUGAACGACAAAGCGAUGAAUUUAAAACACAAGAUAAUAAAAGAAGAGCAGAAGCUCUUAAAAUUUCACGAGAAAGUGAUGAAUUUAAAACAGAAGAUAAUAAAAGAAGAGCCGAAGCUCAUAAAACUGAACGACAAGAUGAAGAAUUCAGAACAGAAGAAAAUAAACGAAGAGCCGAAGCUCAUAAAAUUGAACGACAAAAUGAUGAAUUCAAAGAAGAAGAGAGAAGAAGAAAUGCACUAAGAAUGUACAACAGUAGAGAUAAAUAUAAAAAUAAUUUUGAUGCUAUGAAAUCAAAUUAUGAAUCAAAUAUAAAGGAAGGGCCUACUCAUAUUUGUAGUUGUUGUGGUGGUUUAUGGUUUGCGUAUUCAAUCAGAGAAUAUACGAUUGAGAUGUUAGCAAACAAAGGCUUAAAAACAGAAUUUAUCAAUACAGUUUGUUAUCUAAAGCAUGCGAUCAUUAAAUUAUGUGCCACUUGUCGAAAGGACAUCAUGUCGAAUAAAAUACCUAAUAUCGCUCUAUCUAAUGGUUUAGCAUUCUAUGAAAUACCGGAUUGCUUGAAAACGUUGACUGAAUUAGAAGAAAGAUUGAUAUCACCAAGAAUUCCUUUUAUGGUGAUUCGAACUUUAGGUUUUUCUAAACAAUUUGGUCUCAAAGGUAAUUUAGUAAAUGUUCCCAUGAACGUCGAUACAAAUGUUUCAAUAUUACCUAGAAGUUUUAGUGAUACUUACACGAUUCAAUUGAAACUGAUGAGACAAAUGAAAAAUAAAAAUGCUUUUAUGUAUGAAACCAUUCGACCAAAAGUCGUACAUACAGCUAUUAAAUAUCUUGUUGAACAAGAACUAUAUAAGGAUGAAGGUAUUGUUAUAUCUAAUGAUUGGAUUAAAGAGUAUCCCAAUGAAAAAGAAAAUUUCAUAGUGAAAAACGAAGAUAAAAAGUUUAAUGAGACUGAAAAUACGGGAGAAGACUCUGAUCAUGAUGAUAAUUGGAAUGAAAGUGAUGAUAAACCAAUUAAUCCAGUAACUACUGAAACGUUGUUGAAUGAUGAGACCGAGGAUCAAAAUGAUACUGGUAUUAAAUUUGCUCCAGGUGAGAAUAACAGACCGAUAUCUGUUCUAAUGGACUUGAAAGUCGAUGAGUUAACAUUUCCAAAAAUCUAUUGUGGAAAACAACGAAAAAUUAAAGAAAAUGUCAAACUAACGUAUGCUAAAAUUGCUAAGUCAGAAUUAAGAAUGUUUGAUAGAAGAUGUGGUAGAGUGUCAAAACUCUUUUUCACAUAUAAGAAACUACAAACGAGAAAAUUCGUUGAUGCUAUAUCAAUAAAUUUGCGAAAAACAAAAAAUACGAAAAACGUAACUGUUAACCAAAUGCUUAAUCGAGAUUAUGUAAAUGGAUUAGUACAUAAUGAUGAUGCUUUUGCAUUCUUAAGAUUUGAUCGAUCUUCACCAGCAUUCUGGGAACUAAAAAAGAAAGAACUUAUGGCCAUGAAUAGGCAAUUAGAAUGUGCAACAAUAUUUUUAACAUUAUCAGCUGCUGAAACACAGUGGUCAGAACUUCUUGUCAUAUUGACUCAAGUGUUAGAAAAUAAAGUAAUAACAUUAGAAGAAGCACAAAAUUUGAGCUAUGAGAAGAGAUGCGAAUUGAUAAGACAAGAUCCGGUAACAUGUGUUCGCUAUUUUGAACAUAAAUUAAAAUGUUUAUGGGAAAUAUUAUCAGCUCCUUGUGGUCCAUUUCAAGGAUAUGAACUAGUUGAUAAAUAUGUCAGAACUGAAUUUCAAGUUCGUGGUUCACCACAUGUUCAUGCUUUAUUGUGGUUAAAGAAUGCUCCGAAAUAUGACAAAAAUAAUCCUGAAUCAAUUGAAAGAUGUGUAGAAUUUAUCGAUAAAUUGAUUUCGGUUAGUUCUCAGCCAACCGAAUGUUCUGAAGAACUUAUCAGUUUACAACGUCAUAAGCACUCACAUACUUGUAAACAACAUUUAAACGGUUGUAUAAUAUGUCGUUUUGGUAUUCCAUAUUUUCCGAUGAGUAAAACGAUGAUAUUAGAACCAUUUAGUGACGAUGAAAAGCUCUCUAAAAAAGAACGUGAAGAGAUAAGUAAGAGUAGACAGAAUGUAAAAGAAGAACUCGACAGAAUAUCAAAAGAUAAAGAUAAUUCAUUAACUUUUGAAGAAUUUUUGAAAAAAAUUAAUAUGAAUGAAGAACAGUAUAUUAAAAUGAUUCGAGCUGGAUUGAAAAAGGCGAAAGUAUUCUUAAAGCGUGCUCCAAAUGAGACCCGAAUCAAUGCAUACAAUCCAAUGAUAAUGUCAUUGCACAGAGCAAAUAUGGACAUUCAAUAUAUUCUUGAUCCAUAUGCAUGCCUAAAGUACUGUGUUGAAUACAUCAACAAAUCUGAAAAUGGAAUGUCUAAGCUUCUAAGGGAAGCAUUGAACGAGCUAAAAAAAGGCAAUCACACAGUCAAAGAGCGUCUUAGAGUUAUUGCAAAUAAGUUUUUGAAUUCAAGUGAAAUUUCAGCACAAGAAGCUGUUUAUCAUAUUUUAAGUAUUCCACUUUCCGUCAGUAGCAGGAGUACUGUAUUUAUUAAUACAAAUAGACCCGAAAAUAGAAUUUCUAUGCUCAAAUCAGAUGAAAUUCUUCAGAAACUGGAGCCUGAUUCAAAAGAUGUUUUUGUUGAAGGUUUAAUUGACAUGUACGUUAAUAGACCAGACGAAAUGAAAGAUGUUUGUUUGGCUGAUUUUGCUUCCUUGUAUAAUGUGUCAAAGAGAAAAACAGAUAAUGCUCUAAUAGCAGAGAAUUCUGAUGAUGAAGAUAUUACUGAAAAUGAUAAUGAUGAAAAAAUUACUGCUUUCCGGAUGAAAAAUGGAAAAAGUUGGAUCAAAAAAAGAACAAAGAAAAAAAUAAUAAGAUACAGAUACUUUAAGUUACACCAAGAUCCUGAAAACUACUACAGAGAGCAGUUGAUGCUUUUUCUACCAUGGAGUAAUGAAGAAGAAGAUCUUCUAUCUAUAAACCAUGAAGAGACAUUUGAAUUACAUAAAGAUUUAAUUCAACAGAAAAGAUCUGAAUAUGUUCAUCGUGAAGCCAGUGAAUUUGAAAAAGCUUUUGAAGAGCAUAUGGAAAGAGAAGAUGAGAAUGAUAUUGAUGAUACAAAUAUUGAAUAUGAUCAAGAUAAGAAUGAAUUCCUUAUUUAUGAAAUAGGAAAUAAUGAAGGCGAUAUCUUUGUUGAAAUGGGACUAAAGACCCAAACUGAAAAAGUUGAGAAUUUUAAUGUUCCCAAAGUAAUACCAGAUACUGAAUAUCAGCAAAUGAUGAGAAGUCUCAAUAAUAAUCAAAGAAGAUAUACUUUGAAUGUGAUGAAUUUGAUAAAAAAUGGAGAUAAGCAAUUUUUUCAUUUUAUUAAUGGCGGCGCAGGCGUUGGAAAAAGUACUUUGAUCAAAGCAAUAUAUCAGUCGAUACUGAGAUUUUAUAAUUCUCUUCCUGGAUGUAAUCCAGAAACUAUUCGUACUGCACUCUGUGCGCCAACUGGUAAAGCUGCAGCACUAAUUGAUGGAAUGACUUUACAUUCAUUUUUAAGUUUACCAGUUAAUCAAUGCAAACAUAAACUCGUUCAAUUAAAUAGCGAUAUUUCGAACAGAAUAGGAGUGAAAUUGAAAGACUUGCAAUUAUUAAUAAUAGAUGAAAUAUCAAUGGUUGGUUUUACAAUGUUUCAGCACAUCGAUGCACGUUUGCAGCAAAUAAUGAGAACAAAAAAGCCAUUUGGUGGAAUAUCAGUCAUGGUUUUAGGCGAUUUCAAUCAAUUAAGACCAGUUGGCGAUAAAUACAUAUUCCAGUUUAAUAAUUCAUAUAAUGCUUUAGUAGAUAGUUCAUUAUGGUCACUAUUUGAAUUGUUUGAAUUGACAGAAAUAAUGAGACAAAAGGAUGAUAAAACUUUUGCCAUUGCAUUAAGUAACUUAGCUAAAGGAACGAUGACAGCUGAAGAUAUUCAUCUGUUACAGUCACGAAUUGUUUCAACUGAAAAUUUAGAAACGAUUGGAGAUGCAAUAAGAAUAUUUAGAAGUAAUGCUGAAGUUGAUGCAUAUAAUAGAAUAGUAUUGUCUAGACUUAAUACCGAAGGUGCAAUCGCUAAUGCUUAUGAUUAUUGUGUUGGUGAUGGACUUCCAUCAAUAAGAGAAAAAGUUCUAAAUAAUGUAAAGAAUCUGAAAACAACUGAAACUUACGGUUUACCACUUGAAAUUGAUUUGAAAGUGGGCGCUAAGUAUAUGAUGACAGUGAAUAUUGAUAUUGAAGAUGGAUUAGUAAAUGGUGCUUGUGGAAAAUUGAUAGCGAUUGAUUAUGGAAAACUUCAAAAGACAAAUGAAACAGUACCAUGUCGACUAUGGAUUAAAUUUAAUGAAGAGAAGACUGGACGAAAGGCUAGAGCUAACUUUCAUAAUGUAAUGCGAAAUAGAAAUAUUGAUCUCAGUCUCACACCAGUUGAACCAGUAGUACGACAAAUAAAUACAAAAUCAACUAAUUUCAAAGUAGAGCGUAAACAGUUUCCUUUAGUUCCUUGUGAAGCUAUGACUAUAUAUAAAAGUCAAGGUGGUACUUAUGAAAAAGUUGUUGUCAAUCUAAAGAAAGGGAUGACAAGAUCUGAAUUAUACGUCUCUUGUAGUCGUGCAACAAAAUCAAUUGGUUUAUAUUUAAUUGGCGAUUUUGUUCCACCAAAACCACCUGAACCUAAAGAUGCAGUAGCGAUGAUGUUUAAAAAUAUGAGAUCUGAACGAAUGCUCAAAUUUUCACUUGAAUUUCCAGAAGAAUCUCAAGAAGAACGAUUUUUCGUGAUGUUUCACAAUGUACAAUCGUUGAAUAAACAUAUUUUCGAUGUCAGAUCUGACAAAACAUUUUUAUCUGCUUCCAUGAUAAGUCUUGUUGAAACAUGGACAAAACCUAGUGACUCAUUGGAGAUUGAAGGUUUUAAAAUAAUUCACAGACGUGAUUGCAAUGAUAUACGAAAACCAUUCGGUCAAAUUACUUAUUUAAAAAAUGAUUUGACAUAUGAAAAUAUCACCGAAAAAUAUGAAUAUUCAGGCAAAAACCAUAUUGAAUAUUCUUCAAUAAAAAUUGAUGAUAUUUGUAUUAUUUCCGUUUACAAUUCACCAAAUUCAUCAUUUGAUGUCUUAAAGCGACAUAUGAAUGAAGCGAUAACUAUUUCAAAAGGAUUUUGUGAAAAUAUAAUUGUCGUUGGUGAUUUUAAUAUAAAUUUGAAAGUCAAAACCAAUAACAAAUUUAUUGAAUACAUGAAAUCAUUCGGAUUUAAUUUGAUUAAUAAAUUAAAUAAAAGCUCAACUAAUGCAAAAACACAGAUUGAUUGUUGCUUUACUAAUGUGAAAGGCUUAAAGUCUGAUUAUUUUGAAAGUCUUACAAGUUUUCAUAAACCAAUAUGGAUAAGAAAACAUGAAGUUGUGAGUAAGUUUCAUUUUGAUGAAACCGAAGAUAUUCAUACAAAUACGCUUUUCAAUAUCGAUGAUGCUAUAAUUGAUGAUCAAUCUGACGUGAUGGAAGUCGACGAGGAGUUCUCCUCCGAUCAUCAUGAAACAGUCGAUAAAAACGAACAAAUUGACUUAGAUAUGUCUUUUCAAUUGGAAGAUCUUAAAGUUAAUGAUCCAUCUGAUAUGAUGGAAAUUGAAGAACAAUCUUUUUCCGAAGACUACGAAAUCAUUGAUUCAAAGUCAAGAAAGAUUCUAAAUCACUUUCUUUGUGCACUUGAGUUUGAUAAUAUUACAGAUUCUAAUCAAAUUUCAAGUCAAACUCAAAUAAUCAAUGACUUGAUUAAAAAAUUACCAUUUAUAACCAUAUAUAAUAGAGACAAAUCCGUUCGGUUAAUAUCAGCAGAAUAUUCUGUUCAAGCGUUCGAUUCAGUUUAUGCUAGAACUUGCACGACUGCAGAUGGCAAUUGUUUAUAUAGUUCCCUUUCUAUAUUGCAUAUAGGAUCUGAAAAACUAACUCAUUCGAUGAGAUUGUUGGCAGUCAAUGCAAUGCUGAAUAAUAGCGAUUAUUUUCAAAGACUUUGUACAGUAUUGUGGUAUUCAUUUGAGGAACAGUUGAUAAAAACUGCUACGAAUACAAAAUGGGGUGGAGAAGUUCAAAUUCAGGCGCUCUCUAUGGCUCUCUCUCAUCCUAUCUAUUCAUAUAUUAAGUUUAUUAACGAUCCAGAACGUACACAAUAUAUUCAUUCGAACAUUAGUCUACAGGAAUUAAUCGAUCGAUUUAAUAAAGGGACAGCAGGUGGUCAUCUAAAAUAUACAGGAUACAAAUCCGACAGGAAUAAACUAGGAUUUUGUGUUUACUAUAAUGGUAUUCAUUAUGAUGCUCUUUUACCCUUUCGAAAUAAUCCUCAACAGUUUGUACCGCACUUUGAUAUAAUUAACAUGAGUUUAUAA
Messenger RNA from Adineta steineri, 6678 nucleotides. NCBI's taxonomy places the organism in Eukaryota, Metazoa, Rotifera, Eurotatoria, Adinetida, Adinetidae. The record is from the annotation of a GenBank genome assembly.